UGGAAACAUUGUAACACCAAAUCUAUACUGCUUUCCAUAUAGUCCCCACCGGCUACGCUCAAUGCGCUACUGACACCCAUCGGCUUACUUGACGCCCAUAUCAUACGGGUCAUUAAUGUUGCAAUUUAUAUAACUGCUUACUGCACAGUGCUGUCAGGCGUACACGGCACACAACGAAAUCCUUAACCGCUGUCGUUAGGGACAACCCUACACGAUUGUUCCGUGACCAUGGAGGAGAGGAUGAUUUGCCUGUACUGGUCAGGCUACCAUGCACGUCAAUCUACCUUUUGAAGACAAGCGGUCGAGCAGCAUUGUGCGAUAGCAUCCGUCGUCUCCUUCCGGAUCCUCACUGGGACUGUUGCUUUAGAUGCUAAAUACUGCUCUUUGUGAAGAACUGGCUUCUUUAAAUCAGUUAAGCAAUGUGGUAGCGGGCACUUUUGGCAUCUCCAACGUCCUGCCUCCAACCACCUCUGGCGACAGCGACGUGCCGGCAAUGCUGAGCACCCUGCAAGUGCCGCUGCAAGCCGAUUACGUCACAUCAUGCAAACUGUCGCAGCUUUGUUGCGUCGGCAGCCAUAACAGCAUGCCAAAUUGCAACGAGCCAUGUCCAACAACUGACGCAGCCUUGAGUAGCACUGAGCCAUCCUUCAACACGAUGUGCACACUCACGGAGUCAUGCGGCGAUGGUUUCUCCGAAGCCUCGGUAGCAAGGGCCAACUACACCGGCCAUUGGUGGCAUGAUGGGCUCAGGGACUCCGACGAACCACACCUCCGUUGGUGUCAACACUGGCAGCGGCACUGGGUACGAUUACGCCGCCAGCAGCAGCAGCCCCAACCGCAGCAGCACCCUCCUGAUGCAUCACUGCCAGCUGCCUCGUUGCAACCAGCAGCCCCCACCGCAGCAACGAGCACCUGCUGCCAUCACGUGUGUCCGACCGCCACUGCAGACGGCCUGUUCCAACGCAGUGCAGCCAGCGCAUCGGCGCAGCUUCACCCGGCUACACACCUGCGCCCUGGAGCCCGCAUGCCCCCGGAUUGCGGCCCGGCGGCUGUGAGCAGGCAGAUCUCAGCCUUGCCCCAAUGUCCACCGUCCUCACUCCAGUUGCGCGAGCCGCAGCAGCAGCUGCUGCUGCAGCAACAGCCAAUCCGAGCAGAACGCGAGGCGGGAUGCGACGCAGAACGCGAGGCGGGAUGCGACGCAGACCGCCCUCCUCACUGGCGCAGUCAUGGCUGCCCAGGCAUGCAUGGCAUGGCAAACUCCGGGGUGCAGCGGAGAGCUCCGGGCGACACACCCGCAGCAGCGACUUCCAUCCCGGCUGCGGGUUGCUGGCGUCGUAACCGCACAGGGAGUAGCAGCAGCCGCAGCUGCUGCACGAGCGCGACUCCUUGUGGCAGCAGCUGUAGCUGCCGCGACACCAGCGGCUGCCCAGUCGGGUGGGGACUGGAGCGCAGCUACUGCCCCGGGGCACAGCAGCUGCAAGGCGCCCGGGAGCUGCCACAUUCACACUCACCGCAGCAGCAGCCGUGCUGCCAGCAGCACAAGCCGCAGACCCUGCCCCGGCUGCACGGCCUGAAUGCAUGCGGCGCGCAGAGCGCCCAGGAGGCUCCCAGCUGCGGGGGGAGGGGUCCUUUAGGGCCCCCCUCGCCGCCGCCGCAGCAGUCAGAGCAGCAAUGCCCGCCGCAGCAGUGCCCGCAACAAGGACACGGGUACGGGGAUUCAGGGGCCGAGCCUCUGCCGCACCGGCGAAAACAGCAGCCUCCGCCGCCGGCCCAGCGACAGCCGCAGCAGCAGAAGAGGGCGAGCGCAAGGUCUCGGUUGCUGCAGCAGCUCCUGGGGCCAUCCUGGGUUGCCCCUUCUGCUGGUGAUGGAGCGCUACAAAGAUUGUUGCUGCUGCCGCUGCUGUUGCUGGCGGCGGCAGCGGCACUACCCCAGGCGGCCGGACAGGCUCUACCGCCGCCGCCGUCGACGACUCCGCUCAGCUGUACGGCGUACACGGUGGAUCCGGCACUCGCCCUGUGCACCCCCUCGCUUCAGAACUGCGUGCUGUACAUGUACUGCCCCAACCCCUGCAGCACCCUCUAUCGCUUCAGCUACGUAAAUGUGUCGAGCUGUGAACUCCAGGGCAAGACGUACAUCACCAAUAGCACCUGCGGCACCAUCACAUGCACCACGCCGCCGGCAUCCGGUGCGCCGCCGCCGUCGCCGCUGCCGUCGUCGCCGCCGCCGCCGCUGCCGUCGCCUGCACCGCCGCCGCGUUUAUCCCCGCCGCCGCCAUCGCUACUGUCGGCGCCACCGUCGCCGCCACGUCCUUCACCGUUGCCGCCUCCGAAGCCCCAACCGCCCCCUUCGCCCGUAGCAUCGCCGCCGCCAAGGCCCAAGCCGCCGCCGUCGCCGCCUCCAGCCAAGUCGCCGCCGCCAGUAAAGCGCCCGCCGCCGCCGUCACCCGUGGAUGCUCCUCCGCCGGAUAGCAACGGCACGCCGCCACCAAUCGAAGCUGACAUGCCGCCGCCCUCACCGUUGCCUCCGCCGCCACCUUCACUGAAAUCACCUCCACCGCCAUCAACGCGCCCUCCACCUCUGCCGGCACCAUCGCCACCGCUUGUUGCCAAGAACAACCCGCCGCCUCCGCCCUCGGCGGCCCCGCCUCCGCCCCCGCCUGUACCCCAACCCCAAAGCUCACCUUCGCCACCACCGCCAUCUCCUGCGCCAAACCCGCCGCCUCCUUCUCAACCCUGGCCGCCGCCUCCCAGCCCCGUACGACCCCCUCCACUGCCCCCUAUGCCAUCGCCGCCGCGGCCUCCCAGCCCUCCCCAACCGCCUCCCAUGCCGCCUCGCCCGUCGCCGCCGCCAGUGCCACCAUCGCCGCCUCGCCCGUCGCCGCCCCCACCGCCUCCGCCGUCGCCACCUCGCCCACCGCUGCCCCCAUCGCCACCGCCGUCGCCGCCUCGGCCGUCGCCGCCGCCGUCAACUCCCAUGCCGCCGCGUCCACCACCCUCACCGCCUUCACCAUCGCCGCCGCCGUUGCCGCCGUCACCGCCGCCAUUGCCACCUCCGCCGCCUCGGCCAUCGCCACCGCCGUCGCCGCCCCGUCCAUCACCGCCGCCGUCGCCUCCAUCACCAUCACCACCUCCAUCGCCAUCACCACCGCCGCGGCCUUCGCCGCCACCUCGCCCUUCGCCGCCGCCUCAUCCCUCACCACCUCCAUUACCAUUGCCGCCGUCAUCACCGUCGCCGCCACCCCUGCCCGAUCCACCGCUGCCUGCGCCGCCACCCCUGCCUGCGCCGCCACCGCCGCCACACCCGCCACCUCUGGCGCCCUCGCCGCCUGUGCCGCAUCCUCCACAGCCGCCCCCGUCACCCCCAACACCCCCGUCGCCAGCGCCUCCGUCGCCCUUGCAUCCGCCUCCGUCUCCAUCGUCGCCGCCUUUCCCUCCACCACAUCCUCCCUCCAGCCCGACUCCUCCAUCCCUCCCACCGCCAAAGAAGCCAGGCCCUCCGCCGAGCCCGCCGCACCCCAAUCCACCACCUCCCAGCCCCUCACCUCGGAAACCACCACCGCCGCCGCGGCCGCCGCCGCCGCCACGGCCAUCGCCGCCUCCGCCCAGAAGCCCGCCGUCGCCACCACCGCCGCCAUCGCCGCGUCCGCCGCCGCCGGGUCCUGACUCUGAGGCCGGAAUUCUGCGGACAAUCGACGUACCCACAAUCCCCACACAGCAGCAGGUUGCGGCGCUAGUGGCGGCUCUCAAAGCCUCGGCGCCAGCUAGCAGCAACGUCACCGUCGGCGUGUCAGUGCUCGCUGAGAUUAUUUCCGUGUCGUACACGGUGUAUGCUGUUGGCGGCGCCGCCAACUGUCCCGUAUGUGACAACAGCUCUGUCGUACUGACGGGGCAGUUGACGCAGGCGGUUGCGACGGCGUCCCGUGCGCUGUUGCAAAACGUUGCCAUUGAGUGCUCUGCAACCUCAUCACAAUUCCGUCGGAUGUUGCAUGAGCAUUUGCAACACGUGCGGCAGCCGCGCCAGCGGCAACUGCAUCAGAGCGCGGAUGCUGGGAUUGCCGCUAGCGGUGUCCGGCGUCAGCUGCAGCAGUCGGCUGGUACGGCAGACCCCUCCUCGCCUCCGCCGCCGCCUUCACCGUCACCGUCACCAGCAGCACCGCCGCCGCCAGCGUCCUCCUCCAAUACGCUAACGGCAUGUACCGACGCGGCUUUCUCGGCACGCAUCCAGGUCAACCCCAGCGAUGACCUCACCACUCUUGUAUCCGCAAUCCUGUCAACCACCGUCGCGGCGCCAGCGGCUGCCCCGCUGGUCCUCAUUCCGUUACCCUCGGCGCAGCAGCUCUCGCUUUCCAGCCAGCUGCUGCUAGCCCUCGACGGGAGUACGUGGGCGGAUGCCGUGGCGGCUCAAAAGCUGGUCAACGACACGCAAGCCGUCGCUGAGCGUGUAGCCACUGCACUCACGGUGGACCCCUCGACGGUGGUGGUAACCGACCCACGGGUCACUGGCCAGGCUAUAACGUCCCCCCAGCCCAACAUGGCCUCGUCGAAUAGCUCUGGUACGCCAAGUGGAAGCAGCAGUGGCUCAGAUAGCAGUGCUGGCAGCAGUAGCAGCAGCUCGCGUGUUAAGACCGGGAUGAUUGUUGGCGUUAUCCUGGGCUUGGUUGCCGCGGCGGUGGUACUCUGGGGCGUGCUCUACUUUGCCCGUGUGGGGCAUGAAAGGCGGCGCAUGGCCGGGUCCUACAUGAACUACCUGGAGCCCACUGACCCGCGGAUUGUCAUGUGGCACAACGCCUGCGUGGAGCGGGCGGCGGCACGCCUCAACGGCAACAUCCAUCAGCACCAGCAGCAGCACCAGCAGCAGCCGGGUGGCUACCUGCCCACGCUGGCACAGGUGCAGCACGUGAUUACGUUGCCCAACCACCAGCCCAACGGCCGCAGGCGCAUGGACAGCGUGGACCUUCGGCUCGUUGCGUCCGGUAACCAGUAUGCCACGUAAGAUGGUGGUUUACGUGGGGUGUGCGGAUGUCCCAUGGUAUACUUAGUGGCCUCGCCACGGAAGCUGGGUUGGCCUAGGGGAUGGACGAGUCUUUAUCCUGCAUGUUUGUGUUUUUAGGCGUGGGUUUGGGCGGCAAGUUGCAAGCAAGGACGUGGAUGCGUGGGCAAGGGGCUUAGGUACGGUAUGCGUGGGAAGGGUAUGGAGAGGGCUUGUGUUCGCGGCAAGCAAGCGGGCGCAAGAUGGUGCGGUGGAUGUGUUCGCAUGAGUCUUGGAGCGGACGGAGCUGCAUGCGUGGCGUGCCUGCGUUGCACUCGGGACGUUGCAAUGGCAUGUAUCGAUGUAUGCGCUUACGGACGGUAAGUGGAUGCACUGCUUACAUACGUGCAGCAUGCUAGUCGUGCGGUGGGAGAGGAAGUGGGCGCAAAGGCUUUGAAAGCUGGGUGGACUGAGGUUUUAGCAUGUGUAUUUGCGGCAUGGUGUUUUUCGCAACGAUGGGUUAGCUGUCGUCCUCGGUAUUUGGUGAUGUUAACCUUGGUACAUACUGUUAUACGGGGUUGCGUGGUGGGAGGAGGGAUGCCUAGAAGCAGUAAGCUGCUCUGCCUUCCAUUGAACAUGAGCAACAGCUCGCAUGAACUGCCGCGCGAUUAGGAGGGCAUCGAGACUGCCGUCGUACACAAGUGCCGACAGAGUACGGUUUUCACUGCCAUGUUCAACCGCACAUGUUUGGCGUUGCAUUCGGGGACGUUCAAAACACCAACGAAUGAACGUUAAGCGUUCUUUCAUCUAUUAACUGUUUUAUCCUUUCGAUAUGUUGGCUUCCCCUCCUUAUGUUACUUGUUUUCCUUUCCUUAGCUCUAGAAAACAUCGCGCCCGAUGGUUGGGCAAAUGGACAAUCACUCUGUGCUUCAACUAAGUGGAUUGAUGGAGUGAUGAGGGGGUGAUCAUAUGUAGGACUGCCGUACAAGAUACGUACUACAUGAGACGUCCUACUUUGCGAUUGGGUAUGGUGUCUCUUGUACGGCUUCCAGGCUUUCAGGAACUCCGGUCCCCCUUGUAACCUUCGCAUUCUA
Messenger RNA from Astrephomene gubernaculifera, 6063 nucleotides. The record is from the annotation of a GenBank genome assembly. NCBI's taxonomy places the organism in Eukaryota, Viridiplantae, Chlorophyta, Chlorophyceae, Chlamydomonadales, Astrephomenaceae.